CAGAGUCCCACGGAGUUGAAUCCAGCUGAGCAAAGCCCAGCCAUUAGGGAGCAAGGUGUGGAAUACCCAUGGUUCUGGUGGCACAGGAACUGCCCCUCAUGUGCCUGAUGCUCCUCCUGCUCUGCAGAGAAUCAGGUGUGGGUGCCCAGCCGGGUCAGGGCUUCACUCUGCAGCAGCCCCAGCCCAAGGUGACGGUGGCAGCGGGGGAGACGCUCACCCUGAACUGCAUCGCAUCUGGAAUUGCUGGACCAGGGCCUGUGAUGUGGCUGAAGGGCUGGGGCAGUGGGAACAAGACUGUCUAUGACCAGAAAAACGAGGAUCCCUCCUCCCGUGUGACGAGAGCAGUGCCUGAGUCUGACACAGACUUCACCAUCCUCAUCAAGAAUGUUCAGCCUGAGGACAUGGGCACCUACUACUGUGUGAAGUUUGUCAGGGGGAGCACUGGUGAGGAUGAGGUGUUUAGGCGUGGCAGUGGCACCGAGGUGUCUGUGCAAGCCAAACCCAGCCCCCCGCUCGUGUCUGGGCCUGAGCAGAGAGCGAGGCCGGGGCAGCCGGUGCCUUUCACCUGCACAGCUGGAGGGUUCUUUCCUGACAAGAUUGGGGUGAAAUGGUUCAAGAACAGCAACCCCUUGGGGGCUCAGCCACCCCAGGUCACCGAGUGGAAGAUGAAAACCUACAACAUGUCCAGCUCAGCAGUGGUGACCCUGCAGAAGGACGAUGUCCGCUCACAGCUCACCUGUGAGGUGACGCACUCCACGCUGCCGGCCCCGCUGCCAGGGAGCUACCAGCUCAGCAGGGUCCUGCGAGUUCCCCCCAGCAUUGAAGUGCGCGCUGAGCCGAGCCCCGCUGAGGUGAACAAGACCGUGACCUUCACCUGCCUCGUGAAGGAGUUUUACCCAGCUGAAGUGUCCAUUUCCUGGCUGGAGAAUGGGACUGAGAUAAAGGGGCAGAACCUCUCCCGGCCAUUGGAGCUGCCCCUGGGCUUGUUUGAGCUGAGAAGCCGGGUGGAGGUGCAAGCCACGGAGGAGAAAAAUGGGUCCACGAUCACCUGCACGGUGGUGCACGAUGCCCAGGCCCCUGCCAGCUCCUCAGCCGUCCUGUUGAUCUCCAACCCGACCCAAGGGGGAUUGAGCAAUGAGUUCCAGAUGGAUAAGGGUGCAUCAGAGCUGCUGGGGUGGGGUGCUUGGCAGGGCGGCUGUGUGGUGUCACCCCCUGAGGAAGCUCGCAGUCCCAGAAAGGCUCCCUGUGGGGGAUUGGGAUGCUGCUCCCCGAGCCCUGGUUCCUCACAUGCUCUGUCCCCAUUGCAGGUGGAAACCUUCGGUCCAGCCUCCUUCUCCUGGGGAUGGGUAUCCUGCUGGAGAAGGGGCUCCUCGGUGGGCUCCUCUUCUUCCUCUUCAAGCGCAUGAAUAGAAAAGCAUCGGAGAUGUUGCCAUACCCUGCUCCACCUCAGUUCCCGGCUCCUGCAGCCAGGUCCCAGGGCUUGGCCACUGCCAGCAGUGAUGUGUGAACCUGGAAAUAAACGAGCCAGCAUGCA
This is a messenger RNA of Serinus canaria (Common canary), 1534 nucleotides long. RefSeq names its product tyrosine-protein phosphatase non-receptor type substrate 1-like. Bases 69 to 1406 code for a protein of 445 amino acids. The record is from RefSeq and is a predicted model, not a curated record. NCBI's taxonomy places the organism in Eukaryota, Metazoa, Chordata, Aves, Passeriformes, Fringillidae. Gene Ontology annotation, cellular component: plasma membrane. The transcript has 4 exons.